This is a messenger RNA of Diplodia corticola, 696 nucleotides long. RefSeq lists its product as uncharacterized. The transcript is spliced from 2 exons. Lineage: Eukaryota; Fungi; Ascomycota; Dothideomycetes; Botryosphaeriales; Botryosphaeriaceae. The coding region runs from base 1 to 696 and encodes 231 amino acids. The record is from RefSeq and is a predicted model, not a curated record.
AUGCCUCUCCCUGUCCCCCUCCCCGCCAUCCCGCUCCCCCUCCCCCUGUCAGCCCCAAUCCUCCUCCUCCUCCUCCUCCUCCUCCCCCUCCUCCCCACCGCCAGCUCGUCCCACCCCUCCCCCGACCCCCCAGGCUUCCACCUCCUCAACCUCACCCACAUCCCCAUCAGCACGACCGGCACGAACGACAUGCACAACGGCAGCAUCUCCUUCACUCUCGCCGCAAAGGCCGACAACACGUACGCCUCGCACGAGUGCGCGCACGCGUUCGUCGCGCCGGCGGACGCGCGGGCGGCGGGGGGCCCGUUCGCGUGCAGCGAUGCGUGGCCGGAUUUGUUGUUUUAUUGGCGGGAGGGUGGGGAUCAGGGGGGUGUAGGGAGUGCAGGGGGUGGGAGGGGGAGGGGGACGAGGGGAGAGGGGGACGAGGGGGACGGAGGGGAAGGGAUUGGGGCUGGGGCUGGGGCUGGGGCUGGGGCUGGGGGUGUGGUGUUGGAGAUCUGGUAUGCGUAUUUGGAUUGCCGACCGAACGGCGGCGCGGUAUCGGAAUCGGGCAGCCUGACGCUUCCUCCACCCACAUCAACCGGCACCUUCGCCGACGGCAGUCGCACAUGGGACGUCGUGCACGUACCCAUACAAACGGCCAGCUCGACUGCAUGGUUUCCAGGGCAGUACGAGGAGGUUUGUUUGGGUCAGUGA